Messenger RNA from Austrofundulus limnaeus, 380 nucleotides. Its product is annotated as protein NipSnap homolog 2. Gene Ontology annotation, cellular component: mitochondrion. NCBI's taxonomy places the organism in Eukaryota, Metazoa, Chordata, Actinopteri, Cyprinodontiformes, Rivulidae. The record is from RefSeq and is a predicted model, not a curated record.
AGCCACCCACAAACCAUCCGCUGCUUUCAGGGAAAACAUGGCGAGCAGAGUCCUUCAAACACUGGGCCGAGGCCUCCACAGGACCAAAACCGGACUUCAUCCGAACGGGACGGUCACCGGAACCGUCAGGAGCCUCUCUGGGCUCAAAUCUCUUUUUGUUAGAAAAGUUGACCCCAGAAAAGACGCUCACUCUCAUCUGCUCGCCAAGAAAGAGGACAACAAUCUGUACAAAAUACAGUUUCACAAUGUCAAGCCAGAGUGCCUCGAUGCUUACAAUGAACUCUGUCAAAGUGUGUUGCCCUCCAUUCACACCAGUCCUGAAUACCCAUGUGAGCUUGUGGGCACCUGGAACACUUGGUACGGAGAGCAGGACCAGGCAG